Messenger RNA from Cimex lectularius (bed bug), 724 nucleotides. Its product is annotated as pheromone-processing carboxypeptidase KEX1-like. The transcript has 2 exons. Bases 102 to 665 code for a protein of 187 amino acids. The record is from RefSeq and is a predicted model, not a curated record. Lineage: Eukaryota; Metazoa; Arthropoda; Insecta; Hemiptera; Cimicidae.
CAAGUCGUAACGGUCAAAAAUCGUUUUGUUUCUAUAUCGGCCAUCGUCUUAAGUAAUUCACGUUUUCAAAAUUACAUUUGUAAAAUUAAUAAAACACAGAGAUGCAUAUUGUGGAGAAUGGCUUGUUUCAUAAUGAGAAAGAACGGGCUGCAAAAUAUUUAGAGCGAGCCACAAAGAAAACAGACCCCUUAAAAACGUUGGAAGUUUUACAUAACAAACUUCCAACCAUUCGGUUCUCAAGUGAAAUAACAGACACAUCAAACACAUUAAGCGAAAAGUUGAAGGCAGAGCUCCAAGCCGAGGAAAAGCAAAAAUACGGCGAUGAAUGGGUUGGUAAAAUGAAAACGAUUCGCAUACUCUCAGAAGGUGAGGAUUCAUCGGAUGACGAUAGCAGCAUGAAAGUUCAAUGGCAUACUUCAUACUUCGAAAAUGACGACACCUAUGAUGAUGACUGCGAUAGUAUUGAUGAUGAUGAUGAUGACGAUGAUGAUGAAGAUGAUGUUGAAGAUCCAUGGAACAAAAUCCAAACUAUGAUGAUGGAGAAAGAAAACGUCGCACAAGUUAACCAUGAGAAGGUCAGAGUGCCAACAAUGCAGCUGUAUUAUGAUGGCAUUUGGAAUGAGCCAUUAGUGUGGUUUCAACCACACGCUUCCUCACAAAAAUAACAUCUUUGAUAAAAAAAAGCAACAAUAUAAAUUCACACUAAUUAAACUUCUACAAGCUG